Fusarium verticillioides 7600 is the source of this 1201-nucleotide messenger RNA. RefSeq lists its product as hypothetical. The record is from RefSeq and is a predicted model, not a curated record. The transcript is spliced from 3 exons. Bases 1 to 468 code for a protein of 155 amino acids. NCBI's taxonomy places the organism in Eukaryota, Fungi, Ascomycota, Sordariomycetes, Hypocreales, Nectriaceae.
AUGGCAGAUCGAACACGGACAACAACGAAUGGCACGGGGGUUCCCCGCUCUCGCAAUGGCGCCUCUUCAACAGGCGUUCGUCGCAAUCUAUUCCAAAGCCAGUUGACCCGGCGACCUACCGCUGGAUCGACUUCUACGUCUGCCGAAACACUGCAUUCAGACGUCGAUAUUUUAUCUGAUACAUCUGAGAUCGUAGUUCGCGAUAAGCACGGAGAAAUUGAGCUCGGGGACCCUCCGACACCGAUGAUGGAAGACGAGGAUGAGUUGCCCCUAGACCAUAGGCAAGAGUGUGAGAAGGAAAGACAACGUCUAGCAGAAGCAGUUAAACAUCACCAGAUGCAUCGUCAUGCUAUGACGGAACAACCUGAAGAACUUCUUGAAGCUGUGAGAGCAAGUCUACGAGCCAAAGUGGCAGCCCUUGCCGAAGAUAAUUGGAUGUUUGAACCAGAAGAACAGCCCCGUGGUUAGCCCAGUCUUUUAUUUACCUUACAACGCCUGCUGUCUAUGUUUUUCUCAAGGCAAUAUGGUAUACCAGCAACCUCACAGAUCAGAUUAUCUAGUCCAGACCUUCCGCUGCGGGGGCAUCUUGCCGCUGCGUAACCUGUUUACGCUUUGGCUUUUCUGGUUGGCCGCCACCGCCGAAGAAACCGCUCAUCAUAUCCAUAAGAGGGUUGCUCUGUCGAGGCUUGGACAGGCCGAAGUACAUCUCUCCAACCAUCUCAAGCGCCUCGGCCCAUGUUCCCGCCUCGUUGAUUUGUGUGGCAUACUUGGACACCAAAGCACGGUAGAGUUCGGGCGCGCCGCGUUGGAUAGCAAGAAGGAGAAAGCCAAGAAAGUUGUGUAGAGGCAGGCUUGGAAAGAUGCGGAUGUCACCAGCGGAGCUCGAUACGUCUUGGACACCAAGGUUCGGGUUAUCGUUGGAGAGGAAGCUGGUGAAGAGGCGGUAGCAGGUAUUGGCAGCACGAACAUUGCCAACGAGGAGAUAUGGGAGAACUGCGCGGCCGGCGAAGAGAGCCGCUUGAUGAGGCUCGCUCUCCUUGUACCAAUUAUAUUCCAUCUUUGUCAGAAUCUCGGGCGAGUCCUUGGUUCCCAAUAUCAAAUGUUUCUCGGCCUCGUAUGUAUCGUGCUCCUCGGCAUAUAGUGAGCCAGCGACAUGGUGAAGCUCAGGAUCUCCAGCUGGGUAUUCGCCAAAUUUUGCUGA